AAAAUCUUUAUUUGUUUGCAGCAAUGCGGAAAAGCUGCGUAAAGAUGUUGUGUUGAGCCCAGUUCUGAGGUUCGUUAAUUAUAUUCUUCUUCUUCCUGGACUUACCUUCCAAAUAUUUUUCCCUGCAGGGUGGCUUGCAGAAGGGCAUAUCUGCAGGACCUAAUCUUCACAACCCAAUAUUUGUCAAUGAUAUGUAAUCAAGAUCACACCAAGAUGAUAUGCUGAACACAUGUGAAGAUUAAAAAAAACGUGAUACACGCAGGGUGCAAUUCUGACAGCCAUCAGAAAGAAAGGUUCAAUCCUAACAAUAUUUGUUAAGAACACAAGGUUAAUAAACAAUAGGCUCCAAUAAUAGUAAAUCGGGUUAACUAGUUCAUUAUCAAUCGAAAUCAGAACAAGUCAACAAACACUGUACCACCACAACAGACUUCAAGAUUAGAUAUUCAAAUAGAGUGUAGCUAUUCUUUCAAUAAAUCCAUCUUCGGUAAUAAAUAAAACUUCGUUUUAAAAAUAGUUUUCAGAAACGAUGACAAAAGAAUAAGUUAGUUUUUCGCCCAAAUUUAAAUAUAUUUUUAAAACAAAGAAAAAUAAUUGUGAUAUAACACUAAGAAAUAAUGGGUUAUGUUGAGCCAGUUCAGAGCGAAUCUCUAGUUAAAAGACCUGGGUGUGGGUACCGACAUGCUCAAUACUUAUUGCUGUUUGUGGGUUGUACUGUAGCCUAUGGAAUGAGAAGUGUUCUUAAUGUAGCCGUUAUUGCCAUUAUAAGUCCAGAUGAUAAAAAUAAAGAUUACCCGACAUACCCAGAAUGGAAACCAAAGAAGAACCUGAUGUUGUCCUCGUUCUUCUGGGGCUACAUCUGUUUACAAAUUGGAGCCGGUCAGCUAGCGAAAAACUACGGUCCCAAACGAUUUUUAUGCUGUGCUAUCUUUAUUACAUCGUUGUUUACUAUACUGACGCCAGUGCUAGGAGGAGUACUAGGCUAUGGAGGAGUUAUAUUAUGCAGAAUUGUACAAGGCCUUUCGCAAGGGUUUCUGGUACCUUCUCUUCACAAUUUGUUAAGUCAAUGGGCGCCGGUAACAGAGAGAGCAACAUGGGGAAGUGCUGUAUAUGCUGGUCAAGCUUUAGGAAAUGUGUUUUCAAUGCCCAUUACAGGCAUGAUUUGUAAUUCCAAAUUAGGAUGGCCAGUAGCUUUUUACAUGUAUGGUGGCUUAGGAAUUUGUUGGUGUAUCUUAUGGAUAUUUUUGGGAGCAGAUAGUCCGUCCAAGCAUAAAAGUAUAUCGAAAGAUGAGAAAGAUUUUAUAGAAUCAUCAUUAAUGAAAGAAGAAGAUAUCUCGGAAAUUCCAACACCUUGGAAAUCUAUUUUUACUUCCUUACCGGUGAUAGCUAUAAUAGUUACUCACUGUGGACAAAAUUGGGGAUUUUGGACUUUGCUUACUGAGAUACCGAGUUUUAUGGAAAAUAUAUUACAUGAAAAUAUAUCAUCGAAUAGUCUUCUUUCUGCAUUACCAUAUUUUGUGAUGUGGUUUAUGACGUUGGUAUUCAGUCCUAUAGCUGACUUGGUCAUUGACAAAAAAUUCGUUAGUGUAAUCACUAGCAGAAAAAUUUUCAAUUCAAUCGGACUGGCAUUUCCAGCUGUGGCUUUAAUAUCGUUAUGCUUUAUUGACACUAAAUGGAGUACAAUAUCCCUACUUGUUAUUGCUAUGGGAUUCAAUGCCGCCCAGUAUUCUGGUUUUAACAUUAAUCAUAUAGACCUAUCACCUAUUCAUGCUGGUACUCUCAUGGCUAUCACCAAUAGUUUUGCUACAAUUUGUUCCAUUUUGGCACCACUGGCUGUAGAUUUGAUCAGAAUUAUGACUGGAUUUGAGGAGAGUGAAAAAGCCUUAUGGAAUAUCGUAUUCUGCACCACAGCUGGAAUCUACCUAGUUGCCAUGUUUUUCUACAUCUUAUUUGCUUCUGCAGAUUUACAACCUUGGAACUGCAGUGAUCCUAAAGUUGCCGAAAGAGCAUCAAUUCAAGACAAAGUGAAAUUAAGGAUGUUACGAAAGAUAUCAGUUAUUUCCACAGCCUAAUUGUUUUGUAGGAAAAUCUCAAUUAAAACAUUAACUUUAUCGUUUCCGUGAAGUGAAGGAUGUACCAUUUUGGUUUAUUUUUAAAGACAUGCUCUUUGUCAAUUAGAAACGUUUUAUUGUUUGUUAUCUAUGAGAAAACCAUUAAAGAAGAAUUUGUAUAGGAAUAUUAGCUAUAUAGCUACAUUAGAUAUUUAUA
This is a messenger RNA of Diabrotica virgifera virgifera (western corn rootworm), 2265 nucleotides long. RefSeq names its product putative inorganic phosphate cotransporter. The record is from RefSeq and is a predicted model, not a curated record. Gene Ontology annotation, biological process: transmembrane transport; monoatomic anion transport. The coding region runs from base 615 to 2069 and encodes 484 amino acids. Gene Ontology annotation, cellular component: plasma membrane. The transcript has 9 exons. Gene Ontology annotation, molecular function: transmembrane transporter activity. Lineage: Eukaryota; Metazoa; Arthropoda; Insecta; Coleoptera; Chrysomelidae.